Molecule: messenger RNA, 1161 nt
Organism: Closterium sp. Naga37s-1
Lineage: Eukaryota; Viridiplantae; Streptophyta; Zygnematophyceae; Desmidiales; Closteriaceae
Source: the annotation of a GenBank genome assembly
AUGCGCUGGUUAUCAUGCACCGUUUCUCCCUGCCCACCCCUUUCCAUCUCCCCCUUCCCUCCUUUCCUUCUCUCUCCUCUCGCUGCUCAAAUUUUGGGGGAGCUUUCAGCAGCGUCUUUCAGGUCUGCCCUCCCCUCUCCCACCCUCCUCCCUCCCUCCCUCCAUCCUCCCUCCCCCCUUCCCUCCCCCCCUCCCUCCCUCCCUCCCUCCCUCCCUCCCUCCCUCCCUCCCUCCCUCCCUCCCUCCCUCCCUCCCUCCCUCCCUCCCUCCCUCCCUCCCUCCCUCCCUCCCUCCCUCCCUCCCUCCCUCCCUCCCUCCCUCCCUCCCUCCCUCCCUCCCUCCCUCCCUCCCUCCCUCCCUCCCUCCCUCCCUCCCUCCCUCCCUCCCUCCCUCCCUCCCUCCCUCUCCCUCCCUCCCUCCCCCUCCCUCUCCCGCUCCCUGCCCCUCUCUCCCCGUUUCACCUUCGCGGAUACUGUCCCUUACGCGAUUGCAGGGUGCUUCAGCAGCAUCCUUGCGGAGACUUCAGCAGCGUUUCAGAGAUUCACCCAUCUUUCCCCCCAUCGUUCAGAGUUUUUAUCGCCUUCCCCCUCCCUCCCUCCUUUCUGCAGCAUCGUUCAGGGUUUCCACUCCUCCCUCCCUCCCUCCCUCCCUCCCUCCCUCCCUCCCUCCCUCCCUCCCUCCCUCCCUCCCUCCCUCCCUCCCUCCCUCCCUCCCUCCCUCCCUCCCUCCCUCCCUCCCUCCCUCCCUCCCUCCCUCCCUCCUUCCCUCCCUGAUCCCUCUUCCUCUCCCCUGUUCACCUUCGCGGACACUGUCCCUUACGCGAUUGCAGGGUGCUUCAGCAGCAUUUUUACAGAGACUUCAGCAGUGUCUCUGAAAAACGGUAUUUUCCCCCCCAUCUUUCAGAAUUUCACCGCCUUCCCCCUCCCUCCCUCCUUUCAGCAGCAUCUUCUAACUAUGCUGGGGAGAUUGUGUGUGGUUCCGCCUUCUAUUCCCCUCCUCCAGCCCCCCACCUCUCCCGGCCCCCCUCUCCCUUCCCGCCUUUCUCUCCUCAUCCCCCUGCUGCUCCUUGCUCCAUUUACCCACCUCACACUCCCCAUUCCUUCUUUGCUUCGACUGGCGGUAGCAGCAGCGGUCGAAGCUAGAGUGCAACAAGCAAAUUGA